AUGGAAGAGGCUGGAGUAGAAGCUAAUGCUUUCACUUAUGGUAAGUAUAUUCACGGGCUUUGCUCGAGAGGGGAAACUGAUUUAGCCUUUCAGGUAGUAAAGAAGUUGAGGGAGUCAAAUAAGCCGGUUGAUGUUUCUGCAUAUGCUUGUGUCAUUCGAGGUUUUGUUAAAAAGCGGAAGCUACAAGACGCAGAAGAUGUGUUUUUUCACAUGAAGGUUAGAGAAGUUGUCCCUGAUGCACAUUGUUAUAGCGUCUUAAUUCAAGGGUAUUGUCAUAAAGGGGACAUUGUCAAGGCAUUGGAUCUCUGUAAGGAAUUGGAAUCAAGGGGUAUUGAAACCGAUCAUAAGUUUGUGAGAUGGAUGAUGCAAUACUUGUGUGGUAUGGGCAUGCUUGAUGAAGCUCUACGCGUGUUCAAGCAUUUUACACAGGAAUCAAGGGUUUUCAUUGAUGGGGUCUCGUUUAAUAUUGCUAUUGAUUCUGCACGUAAACUAGGGAAAAUGGAUGAUGCCAUGGGAUUGGUAGAAAAGAUGAAAAGCAGGAAAAUCAAGCCUGUUGUUAUACAGGCACUAGGUUUAGAAGCUACAGGCACCAACCAAUAA
Messenger RNA from Lactuca virosa, 600 nucleotides. The record is from the annotation of a GenBank genome assembly. Lineage: Eukaryota; Viridiplantae; Streptophyta; Magnoliopsida; Asterales; Asteraceae.